Molecule: messenger RNA, 659 nt
Organism: Camellia sinensis
Lineage: Eukaryota; Viridiplantae; Streptophyta; Magnoliopsida; Ericales; Theaceae
Product: photosystem II reaction center W protein, chloroplastic
Biological process (GO): photosystem II stabilization; photosynthesis
Cellular component (GO): photosystem II; chloroplast; chloroplast thylakoid membrane
Source: RefSeq, a predicted model, not a curated record
UGUUUGGAUUAACAAAAAUUCCAUUUCAUUAGUAUUGUAGACUAUAGAGUACCCCCCCUUAUUCAAUGAAAUAAUAUAUAAAACUCUGUAUCUCUUCUCUCUUUGCCAAUCAAACCUGAAAAUGGCUGCUACCAUCACUGCCUGCACCCCAACCUCUUCAGUUGCUCUUGUGCCGAAGAGCAUAGUAGCAGCUCCUUCAUUCUCUGUUCUUGGGUUGCCAGCAAUGGUGAAGAAGGGGAGAGUGAGGUGUUCCAUGGAGGGAAAGCCUUGUGAAAAGGAGAGCAUGAGCAGCUCGUCGAACACGAGCAUGGCUGCAUCAUCGAUUGCUGCAGCGUGUGCAGCGGCGAUGACAAUGUCAAGCCCAGCAAUGGCAUUGGUGGAUGAUAGAAUGAGCACAGAAGGGACAGGGCUUCCAUUUGGUUUGAGCAACAACACUCUGGGUUGGAUCCUUUUGGGUGUGUUUGCUUUGAUCUGGUCUCUCUACAUUGUUUACACUUCCUCCCUUGAUGAGGAUGAGGAGUCUGGAUUGUCUCUCUAAAAUAUCACUAAAGCUAGUAAUUCAAAGACUGUUUUCACUCUCUUUAGAUCUGUAAUAAUAAUACAUUCAUACAUACAUACCACCUUUUUGUUCUGUAUUUGUGUGCUUGUUUCUCUUCUCA